AUGGACGUGAAGCUGCGAUACCCAUUUUUCGCCGGCGCGUGGUGUUUGUUUCUGAUCGGAACCCAGUUUUCGAAAUCGACGGCCUCGGUUGCUAACCAAGAUUUCAGUCCUCCGUAUUCAAAAGCUAUUUCGGAUUUGAAGGAAGCAAUUGUGAAAGGGUUAGGGUUCCAAGCUGAGGAUUUUAAGAUAUCUGGGUUCGAUUUGAGGGAUGCCCAGGUGGGGAAGUCUGUGGCGUAUGAAUUCGAUGUGGAGAUUGAUAAUCAAGUGAUGCCGUUGAAGUUGUUGGAGGAUGUGAAAAGAUGGGAAUACGUGGACUUACCCAUUUUCCAAACGGAGCACCCUGUUCGGCCCGGGGACGAAAACGGGCUGCUACCGAGAAGGAAGUUUGAUGAUAAGAUGCCCGUGCUUGCCCCGUUUCAAUUGGCGGGUCCCAUGGAGCUCUGGAUUCAGGAUGCUGAUCAUAUGAGGAUAUCGUUGCCUCACGAUGUGGAUGCCGGUGUCUUAAAGAAAGUCGUCCUAGCAGAAGGGGCCGUGGUCACCGUCAAGGGCGCCCGAUCUGUCAGUCUCCGUCAUCCGGUCGAGCUCCCUCUCCCCUUCAACCGCACCACCGGCUCAACCUUUGCCUCGGGCCUCCUGACCCUAGCUGAGUACCUCCAGAGUGCAGCCCGUUCUUCAAACGGGCCCAUAAUCUCCCUCCGGAUAGUGGGCCCCACGUCCCUCACAUCCCCUCCCUCGCCUUCACGGGAUGGCCGCCUCAAGCUCAAACGCCUUGCCCCGGGCCUGGUGGAGCUAUCCUCCGCUUCGCGCACAAAAUCUGGCCCAAUCCCAGCAGUUGAUCUCCACGGAGAAUCGACAGCCUUGCUUGCUCCAGAUCGAUUCGCAGCCCUGUGGCCUGUGGUGUCGGUAAAUGGGUCGAAUCCAAACCUGGUUGGGUUUGAGGCCCUGCUAUCAUCCGUGUUGGGCCCACGGGCUGGGAAGGAGGGCUCGUUUAAGCUUGUGAGGGCGGAUGUUUCGGCCCAGACGUUCAUGAAGAUUGGGUUCGGGGUGGAGAGGAAGCUGGGGGAAAGGGAGGUGGAGGGUAUACCGGUGUGGAGGACGAAGCCAUCGAGCGUGACCAUGCAUUUCGAGGUUCUGGCAAAAGUCGAGGGGAAUAAAGUUGUUCCGGAGAGGGUGGUGCAGGUGAACCCUGUGAUUGGAGAGGACACGGUUGAAUCCAGUGUGCUCGUGGGGAAUGUUACAAUGUCGAGUGUCCAGCUGGUGCACCCGCCUCCGAACCCAUUUUCGUUGUGA
Messenger RNA from Striga hermonthica, 1290 nucleotides. The record is from the annotation of a GenBank genome assembly. NCBI's taxonomy places the organism in Eukaryota, Viridiplantae, Streptophyta, Magnoliopsida, Lamiales, Orobanchaceae.